AUGAGUAGUGACCAGCAGUCGAACAACCAGAAGAUACGGCAACGAAAAGCAGUGGAAGAGUUCCAGGAUCAGUACUUUGCUACUGCUCGUGAGCUAUCGGACAGGCAAAUUUCAAAAGCGGUUGCUCCGCUGCAGCAGCGAGUUUGUUUUUGUUGCAUGGAGUCAGCCAACUAUUUUUCUGAAAAGCGUCACCAUUUCUUGUGUAGAGACCUGGGAUCACCAGUAUCGAGUGGGAAUGGAUAG
Molecule: messenger RNA, 243 nt
Organism: Gongylonema pulchrum
Lineage: Eukaryota; Metazoa; Nematoda; Chromadorea; Rhabditida; Gongylonematidae
Source: the annotation of a GenBank genome assembly